This is a messenger RNA of Epinephelus fuscoguttatus (brown-marbled grouper), 6780 nucleotides long. Its product is annotated as chloride channel protein 2-like. The coding region runs from base 223 to 2967 and encodes 914 amino acids. Gene Ontology annotation, cellular component: membrane. Lineage: Eukaryota; Metazoa; Chordata; Actinopteri; Perciformes; Serranidae. The transcript has 25 exons. The record is from RefSeq and is a predicted model, not a curated record. Gene Ontology annotation, biological process: transmembrane transport; chloride transport. Gene Ontology annotation, molecular function: voltage-gated chloride channel activity.
CAGUGUGGAUCUUGCUGAGGACUUGAGGCUAUAAAAUGAAGGAACUUACUGUAAGCGGGACGCACUCUGUAGUUGGAGUUCCCUUUGUGAACUCCUACACAGACAUUAAAGUCACUCCAAUGCUUUAAUCGGCGCUCACACACAGAGAUAUCGCCGCCGGGUUCCUCUCACUUGAAGCCGAAAACACUUGAUCAAGUCGCCGGGUCGAACCAGAGCAGAGCCAUGGCAGGGGACGGGUCAGACCAGCGGGCGCUGCAGUAUGAACAAACGCUGAUGUAUGGGCGCUACACCCAGGAGCUCGGGGUGUACGCCAAGGAGGAGGCCGCUCGGCUGAGGGAGAGCGGGCAGAGGCGAUCGGUCAGCGACCGAAACCGGACACUGGACCUGCUGGAGUACGACAAGGGACGCUGUGCCAAGUGUCGCAUCUGCACGGUUCGCUGUCAGAAGUUCCUGAUCUCGCGGGUUGGGGAGGACUGGAUCUUCCUCAUCCUGCUGGGACUCCUCAUGGCCCUGGUCAGCUGGGUGGUGGACUUCUGCAUCGCCAUCUGUCUACAAGCACAGAAGUGGAUGUACGGUGGUCUGGACAGCAACGUGUUCCUGCAGUACCUGGCCUGGGUCACCUACCCUGUGGUCCUCAUCACCUUCUCUGCCGGCUUCACACAGAUUCUCGCCCCACAGGCUGUUGGUUCAGGUAUUCCAGAGAUGAAGACCAUCCUGAGAGGAGUUGUGCUGAAGGAAUACCUCACCUUCAAAACUUUCGUGGCCAAAGUCAUCGGCCUCACCUGCGCUCUGGGCAGCGGCAUGCCCCUGGGCAAGGAGGGUCCGUUCGUCCACAUCGCCAGUCUGUGUGCUGCUCUCCUCAGCAAGUUCAUGUCUCUGUUUGGAGGAAUCUAUGAGAAUGAGUCAAGGAACAUAGAGAUGCUGGCAGCGGCCUGUGCUGUGGGAGUAGGCUGCUGUUUUGCUGCCCCCAUAGGAGGUGUCUUAUUCAGUAUUGAAGUAACGUCCACGUUCUUUGCGGUGAGGAACUAUUGGAGAGGUUUCUUUGCUGCUACCUUCAGUGCCUUCAUCUUCAGAGUACUGGCUGUUUGGAACAGAGACGAAGAGACCAUCACAGCCCUUUUUAAAACCCGUUUCCGGCUAGACUUCCCCUUCGACCUCCAGGAGCUUCCUGCUUUCGCCGUCAUUGGUAUUGCCAGUGGUUUCGGCGGGGCCUUGUUCGUCUACCUGAACCGACUGAUCGUUCAGUUCAUCAGGAAACAGAAGGCCAUCAACAGAUUCCUCAUGAAAAAGCGGCUGCUGUAUCCAGCGCUGGUCACUUUACUUGUUUCCACUCUAACAUUUCCCCCCGGCUUUGGACAGUUUAUGGCUGGGAAGCUGACCCAGAAGGAGUCUCUGGUGACAUUACUGGACAACCGGACGUGGGCCAAACAAGGCAUCGCUGAGGAGUUUGACUACAUCGGACACUCUCAAGCCUGGAAACACCCGCAGGUCAACGUCUUCGUCACCCUGGUCCUCUUCAUCGUCAUGAAGUUCUGGAUGUCUGCCCUGGCCACCACCAUCCCAGUGCCCUGUGGAGCCUUCAUGCCAGUAUUUGUCAUUGGGGCAGCCUUUGGUCGUCUGGUUGGAGAGAGCAUGGCAGCCUGGUUCCCAGAUGGCAUUAACACAGAUGGCACCAUCUACCCCAUAGUGCCAGGAGGCUACGCUGUCGUGGGUGCGGCGGCCUUGUCCGGAGCGGUCACCCACACUGUUUCCACCGCAGUCAUCGUGUUCGAGCUGACGGGCCAGAUCUCCCACAUCCUGCCGGUGAUGAUAGCGGUGAUCCUGGCCAACGCCGUGGCCCAGUCCCUGCAGCCCUCCCUGUACGACUCCAUCAUCAGGAUCAAGAAGCUGCCCUACCUCCCAGAGCUGGGCUGGGGACACCACGAGAAGUAUAAUAUUCGUGUGGAGGACAUCAUGGUGCGGGACGUGCGUUACAUCACCCUGAACUGCUGCUACAGAGACCUGCAUAACGUCCUGCUGACCGGACACCUCAAGACUCUGGCACUGGUGGAAUCAGCUGAGUCCAUGAUCCUGCUGGGCUCCAUCGAGCGUGCCCAGCUCCAGGCGCUGCUCUCCAUGCAGCUCGGCCGCCCCAGACGGCUCGAGUACAUCAGGGAACGAGCCCUCGAGGAGAAGAAACGCCUGUCGGUUGUGUCAAACACAGGCAGCGAUGACAGCACCCACCGGGCCAGUCAGGAGGUCCGCUUCCAGAUCUCUACUGAGGAGUCCUCCUUCAGCCCUACUCGUCCAGUCCCUCAGAAGCCCCUCAAACCUGCACUGAAGAGACCCUCUGUGGUGGAGCGACCCACCGAGAUCCCCACCAGUCCACAGGAUAAUUCGGGCAUUGCUUUAAAGAACCUGUUCUGCGCCAGCCCAGACACAGAAGGCCUGGAGAAAAACAACAACAUGGAGCGCCCCACAUCUCCUGAGCACAGGAGGCCGUCCAAACGAGUCCGGAUAUCCGUAGUGGAGCCACCAACCAGCUUAAAGAGUUUAUUUGGGGACGACGUAGAUGUGGAGGAUGACAUGACUAUUAGAGAGAUUGCAGAGUGGGAGGAGAAGCAGCUUGAUGAGCAGGUCAAUUUCAACAACUGCAAGAUCGACCCCGCCCCGUUCCAGCUGGUGGAGCGCACCUCGCUGCAUAAGACCCACACCAUCUUCUCCCUGCUGGGCCUCGACCACGCCUACGUCACCAGUAUUGGGCGUCUCAUUGGGGUGGUUUCCCUGAAAGAGCUUCGCAAGGCCAUCGAGGGCUCUGUGACAGUGAAGGGUGUGAAGGUGCGUCCUCCUCUGGCCAGUUUCCGGGACAGCGGCACCAGCAGCAGCGAGAACGAAGCCACCGAGCUCCACAAGCUGUGGGAUCGCCACAAGAGCAUGUCGCUGCCCCGCGAACACACCCCCUCCGAGUCCGACGAGAAAUCCCAGUGAGGGAAAGUAGAGGAGGAGGAGGAGUAAGAAGAGCAGGUGGAGGAAGAGGAGGAGGAGGCAUAGAGGUCUUUAAUCUCCCAAAGCCACAAACAUGCAAAAAUCCUCAGGGCUUCGGAUCAAUAUUUAAUUCUGGAAAGAGUCCUACUGCUAGCCUCUUCGCAACUCCUCAUUUCUCUCCUCAUCUACUCCUCUUUCUCUCCACCAUCCACUUUGCUUCACGGACCCACCAGUGCGCUCUCCAGGAGUCCUGCACUGACCAAGCCAGACACUCCACGGGGGAGAGGAACACAACUCAACCUGUGCCCUGCUCUCCAUUAACCCUCGGGAACCCACAGCAGAGUGAAUGUGGAUUUUGCAGGGGGGACUGGGAAUGGGUUGAAAUCUUUAAAAAGGGAUUUUUUUUAGCAGACUUUGUUGUUGGUUCUGUAUCUUUAGAGUAGAGAUCAAAGUUUGGACCUGCAAAAGUUAUCUUCUGAACGAGUCUUCCACUUGAGUAGAGAAAUUCAGCAGUGAUGACAAGGAAGAGUAACGUGUGCUUGUACUGUAAGUGUGUGUGAGAAAGAGGUGAGAAAUUGUGAGUGUGCAUGAAGAGGGAGGGAGGUAGCAAACGACUAUUUCUUAUAUGAUUUUUUUUUAUUAUUGCCUUUAGAACACAUUUCAGUCUUUGUUUUCCAGCUUGAAUACUUUGAUUUCUGACUGAUCAGGUGGUCUGGGUCUAACUGGAAUUUGCCAUGGCGCCAUUUCUUUGUAAAUCACACUACAGUUUGUCCCACUGACAAGCACUGGACUAAGGGGACAGAUGCCUUAGCUUUCAGAUUUUUUUCUUGUUUCCAUUAUACCUCUUUUCCUCAGUCUUCCCAUCUCUUCACUGCAUGUCUUAAUGGUCAGGUUGAGAAUAAAGUCUAUGCAAGCAGACAUGCCUGUUGGCAGUGGCGGAAGCACCUGUAGCCCUGUUCAUAACGUACACUCCUUUCAUACUAUAGCUACGGCCUUACAUUACAAAGACACAUAGAAAGACACACAAACAAGACCGCGGCGAUGCACUCAGAGAGUCAAGGUUUUUCUGCUUAUCUAAAUAUAGCUCUUUAAUAACCGUUCCAGAGAAGGUUGAGGCGGAUGGAGAGGGCAGGAAGCGAGGGAGGGAGGAAGAACAGGGAGCAAAUGGAUGGCUGAAAGAAUGAAGACAUCAUUACCUAACCAGCUGCUCUGGGCCCUCUCAUCAAUCUGUCUUUGAUCGCCAUGUUGGCUAACCUCCAUUACUAUCAGAGUCACAGACGCCCCCCCACCCGCUUUAUGAUGUAAUGUUCCAGGGAUGAGGCAAUGUAUGUGAGCAGAAUCCACCUGAUUAUUGCAUAAAGAUAGCUUAAGAGAACGGGAGCAUGAUCCAGUGAGAUUAACUGGAGUAAAAACACUUCAGGAAAUCCCUAACUGACCAACAGUAAAUGGUUCAAGAUGUAGUUUAACUUUUAAAAUGUACCUUGUUUACCACUAUAAGUCCAAAUCAUUACUAAAUUAUCGCUCCAGCUCCUAGCUGACCGAUUGAACCUUGAACAGGAGCCAUGAAUGAUUAAUGGCAGCAUGGUUUCUGAUUCAGCAAGCAGUCCGACAUGACGGAUAAUGUAUAAGUACUGUGAAUUUAAUAAUUCAUGUCUGGCAUAAUGCUUAAGGCUUGUCAGCUCGCUCUCUGCUCAUCGACAGAAAAGUAUUGAUUUGUUUUCCCUUUCCUCCAUCCCUCCGUCGUUUCCACUACUGACCCCCAAAUACGUCCCUUAAGACACACUCCUUUUUUUAAAUCUUUAAUUUUUUUUAUUUCUCCACCAGGCCAGGACGUCCACUACUACCUACAGAAUCUGCUCUACUGUUUGGAUGCCUUAAAUACGCACUCAUACCCAACUUCUUAAUGGUUUUCUAGCAUUCGACGCGUUGCAUGGAUUUUAUUUUUGGUGGUGUCUUGUCUUGCUGCGCGCCACUGAAAGUAAAAUACACACAGUGAAACAGCACGGCUUUGCAUGACGGAGCGCAUGUGAGAUUUGUUUUAUAUGAUCAAAAUGUACCAAAAACAAAAGAAGCUUGACGGACAUGAAUAAUGGGACUAGUGAAUGACGUUGUGUCUCAGUAUGUUUGCCAUCUUGUGCCUGUUUGUUAUGUGUCUUUACAGUAUCUUGUUUUAUACUUACAGUGUCAGUUCACUUUGAUUGGCAUCUCCCAUUCACCGGUUGAGUUUGACACGUUGCCUGAUUUUGAACUGGGAAGGGGUCUUUGCAAAGUUAAGCUCAGAAAUUAAUAUAUUUAACAUCAUUCCUGUAAUAUAAAGUCAUAAUUUAAUGUCUUAACCUAUCUUAAAUUGUUGUUGACUACUCUCUUUUGAAAGAUUUGGGAGGCUUCUUUUAUUAUAUUUGUUGUUUUUUGUAUUUGUUCAUUUGUUUUUCCACAUUUGAUGAUUUAAAAUUUUGAUUUUAAUGCUAUCUUAUGUUUUUUUUAAUGGUUUGACAUGCUGUCUGAAACAUUUCUACUAAGAAGUUUAUUUGUAAAGCGCGAAUAACAUUAGAGGGGUAAAGGCUUGCGGUGGCUGCCGGUGAAGUUAGCGUUAAAGGGACCAGCAUGUGGUCUGUUGGUGACAUGUUCAUUCCACAAGUGCCUGCAUCGACUCCUCUUCUUUAUCAACGGGAUUAAGCUAUCCACCCUUAAGUGUUUGGAUCUGUUUUCUAGUCCUGUAGACGAGGCACUUUUCACACAAGUACGCAAAUAUGUAAGGGGGCUGGAUGAUGUGUCAGCGGGGUGUGCAAUUAUCACCAUGGUAAUCUGUCAUCGUCAUCGUCACCGCCCCGCCCUCCACACCCCUCAACCCGCCCCCAUCUGCUCGCCCCCGGGACUGACUGAGAUCCACUCGUCUGAUUUGGUUCUGUUCAUUUGUUUGUGCUUUUCAUCGAUUUUCAUUAUUCUGCCUUCUGCCAGAGCCUUCCCCUCUGCAGACACACAGAACGUUUCAUCUCAUUUGCUACCAGACAGAUAUAAACCGAGGUAGAUGCAUAUUUAUUAGUCUGUAUUAAUCAAAGUAGAAGUUGUAAAAAAGAUUUGUUUUUCCAUUCUUUCUAUGGAUGAUCUACUUGUAGGUAAUCAAUUUGUGCAAUAACUGUUGUUCAUCUCACUUUGUAACCCAGUUUUAAUUGAUGACAUGAAUGCAAGAUAACCUUAUUUUUGUAAAGAAACCUGAAAAGUGUAAAAAGAUGUAUGUAUAUGAGGAGAACUGACACUCACACAGGAGCUUGUGUGUGAUAAAGAUACGAUAUUUGAAUGACGGUUCAAGGGGGAAGGUUUCCCAAAAGCUUCGAUACAAGCUGUCAGAAUCUCACCAAAUCUGCGUUGAGAUAUUUAAGGACACUGUUUGCACCUUUAGGUGUUGAUCAGCCUUUGUUCAAAAAGAGAAAUGGCUUAGACUCCUCAUUUUGGCUUUUGGAAACCCUUCCCGUCUGGUCUUAACAGGCUCUGUGGUGAAUCCUGCUGCAUGAACUGUAGCUGGCGCUCUCAUACAAGCCCCUCCCCCUAAAGCACUGAUGUGAGUCAGUUUUAUCAUGCUCCCCUCUCUCCUUCAGUCUGAUGGGUUUGAUAAGACCAGAUCCUCACAUCAGCUGUUGAGAGUUAUCUUUUAUCCACUCCUUAGGGCUCUUAGGGACUGCACAUUGUCCUGGAGGCCUCCACUACGGCAAACCCCAAGGGCCAAACCAGACUGAACUGAACAAAAUCCAGAGCUAUUUUUCACACAGAAAAAUGAAACCUUGUUUUGUAUAUCAGGGAUGAAUAAAUGAGAUUUUA